Molecule: messenger RNA, 2234 nt
Organism: Thunnus maccoyii (southern bluefin tuna)
Lineage: Eukaryota; Metazoa; Chordata; Actinopteri; Scombriformes; Scombridae
Gene: strada
Product: STE20 related adaptor alpha
Exons: 11
Coding region: 139-1338 (399 amino acids)
Biological process (GO): protein phosphorylation
Molecular function (GO): protein serine/threonine kinase activator activity; ATP binding; protein kinase activity
Source: RefSeq, a predicted model, not a curated record
CCCGCUAAAAGGAUGUCUGGCUAAAUAAGUUGUCCUAGAAGAUUGUAUUACUCCGAGCACGCAUUGCUUCCCUUAACACUAUACUGAUAUUCCCUGGACGUGUUUUCGGCAUCAUAUGUAACACACUCAAAAGGAUCCAUGUCUUUUCUUGCCCAUGAGGACAGUCGGGAGAGCCUGACCUCCCUCCCACGUCGGGACACGAUGGGCAGCUUCCGCCCUGACAGCGACUCCUACGAGCUCCUCACAGUUAUCGGCCGCGGUCUGGACGACUUGAUGACUGUUAACCUGGCUCGAUACAGACCUACCGGGGAGCACAUCGCCAUCCGACGGAUCGACUUGGAGUCAUGCACUAACGACAUGGUUACCUACCUGCAGGGCGAACUGCACGUGUCAAAGUUAUUUCACCACUCCAGUAUUCUACCCUACAAGAGCGUCUUCAUAGCUGAGAAUGAGCUGUGGGUCAUCACGCCCUUCAUGGCUUAUGGGUCAGCCAGAGAUCUCAUCUGCUCACAUUUCACCGACGGUAUGAGUGAGCUGACCAUCGCGUAUAUUUUACUAGGCAUGCUCAAAGCUCUUGAAUACAUCCAUCACAUGGGAUAUGUGCACCGGAGCGUGAAGGCCAGCCAUGUGCUGAUCUCAGCAGACGGGCAGGUCUGUAUGUCGGGUCUGCGGAGCAUCUUCAGCCUGAUCCGUCAUGGCCAGAGGGCCAAAGUGGUCCACGACUUCCCCCAGUACAGCGUCAAGGUGCUGCCCUGGCUCAGCCCCGAGGUGCUGCAGCAGAACCUGCAGGGCUACGACUCCCGGUCAGACAUCUACAGCCUCGGUAUCACAGCUUGUGAACUGGCCAACGGACACGUGCCCUUCAAAGACAUGCCGGCUACACAGAUGCUGCUGGAGAAACUAAACGGGACGGUGCCAUGUUUGCUGGACACCACCACCAUCCCUCCGGAGGAACUGUCCUUGAAACCGUCUCGCUCCGGGGCCGACUCCGGGAUCUGCGAGGGGCCAGGGGCCGGAGGGAUCCGCCACUCCAACGGAGAGCCCUCCUCGUCGUCGGGAGGACACCCCUACAACCGGACGUUCUCCCCACACUUCCACGCAUUUGUUGAGCUGUGUUUACAGCGAGACCCGGAGAAGAGACCGUCUGCCACCACUCUCACAGGCCAUCCUUUCUUCAAACAGAUCAAACGGCGGCCCUCGGAGGCGCUGCCCGAGCUGCUGAGGCCCGUGUCGCCCAUCACCAGCUUCGAGAGCUCCCGGCUACAGGGCUCUCCCUCCGGACUGGCCAGUCUGGAGUCGGGUCUCAGCCACCUGGACAUGGACGACUGGGACUUCUGACAGUGGUUGAGACGGUGGGGAGACACUCGUAGGAUCCUGACGAGAAACUCUCUGAGCAGACGGGACGAGAUUUGUUUUUGUAACAGUCUCCUUGUAAAUAACACAAAUCUCAAUCUUAAGGGACGGGGGCUAAAGGGCUGUUCUCGGAGGUCGGAAGCCAGCAGCCUUCUCGCCUCUUUUUGAUGUCUCUUGUACGCUUUUUCGUUCUCUAGAUAUGCACAGACUUUUGCACUGCACUGAAGGCCUCUUUCUCUCACACAGACACACACGUUUACACAGAUUGUACUCACACAUUUUUAAAGCCCCCCCCCCUGGAGCCAAAACACAACAAGGACUCCUCUACUCCUCAGUGGAGGGUCUGUGGAUGUAGAUGUAGCCCAGUCCUGAAGAUUCUCAUGAAACGGAUCAGUGGGAAGCUGCUACUAAAUAUUCAGAGGGGACGCUCUACCUCUUGUUUGAACACGGCUACUCGAUGUGGCCCAUCUGCUCAGUGAGACCACCAUAAGGGCGCACACUGGUCCUCACAGCUGACUCGGUGAACCCUCUUGGAAGGUUUCAUGCUCGUCCGGAGGGUCCACUAAAUGAGAAGCAUGUAUACUUAUUUCUUAGCUCUCUGCCUGUGUUACAGUCUUAAACUACAUCUCAUGCUUCACGCAUCACUUUCGUCGCACAGAGGUUAAAAUAUAACAUCCGUUUAGUUUAACCUUCAGAGCAUAGAAGUAUGUAUUUCCUUGAACUUACUCUGGGCGUGAUGUUACUUAUGUCAAACGUGAAUGUUACAUUUGGUGCUUGUUUUUGUCUGGUUGCAUGUAUUUGAAAUUGAGGUCAAAGCAAAGUGUUGCAAAUGUUGAGUUUUACUUAAGAAUAAAGUGUUCACUUUAAUGUUUUAACUUUAA